This is a messenger RNA of Auxenochlorella protothecoides, 558 nucleotides long. Its product is annotated as Serine/threonine-protein kinase TNNI3K. Gene Ontology annotation, molecular function: protein binding. NCBI's taxonomy places the organism in Eukaryota, Viridiplantae, Chlorophyta, Trebouxiophyceae, Chlorellales, Chlorellaceae. The coding region runs from base 1 to 558 and encodes 185 amino acids. The transcript is spliced from 2 exons. The record is from RefSeq and is a predicted model, not a curated record.
AUGGAGAAGAAUCCGUGGUACAAGAAUGUGCAGGGGCCCUUCCUGCAGUGGCAAGGUCCCACCGGCAUCAAGGCAGAUGGCGGGGGGUGCACCCGCGGGCGGGGCUUGGUGGGCAGCAUGACGGUGCACAGGGCUGCACACAGCCGCGAUAAAGAUGCCAUCAUUCGCGCGGUGGACGCCGGCGCGGAUGUGAACGAGGUGGAGGCGGCCGGAAACACCCCCCUCCACUCCGCGGCCUAUGAGGGCUGGACGGAGGGCUGCGAGCUCCUGCUCAGCCUGGGCGCCAAGAUCGAUGCCAGCAACAACGCUGGGGACCGGCCCUGGCACUGGGCCCGCAACAUGGGCCACCAGGAGGUCCAGGACUUCCUGGAGCAGAACGGCGCCUCCACGGAGCAGGGCCAGGUGCUGGUGCAGGACCAUGUGCCCAAGGUCAAAGACUUUUUCCAGAAGGAGUGCUGGGCGCACCACCCCAAGCCCCACGCCGAGUACAUGGAUUGGCGGAAGAAGGAGGACGAGGCCUACGAGGCGGAGCGCGCCAAGCUCAUCCCCGGCAUGUAG